AUGGCCGAAUUCGUCCGCGCCCAGAUCUUUGGGACUACCUUCGAGAUCACCUCGAGGUACUCCGACCUCCAGCCGGUUGGCAUGGGCGCUUUCGGGCUGGUUUGCUCGGCGAAGGACCAGCUUACCAACCAGAAUGUCGCGAUCAAGAAGAUCAUGAAGCCUUUUAGCACUCCGGUGCUCGCCAAGAGGACAUACCGCGAACUCAAGCUGCUCAAGCAUCUCAAGCACGAGAACGUCAUUUCUCUCAGUGAUAUCUUCAUCUCACCCCUCGAGGAUAUCUACUUUGUCACCGAGCUGCUGGGUACAGAUUUGCAUAGGUUACUCACCUCAAGGCCCCUGGAGAAGCAGUUCAUUCAGUACUUCCUUUACCAGAUCAUGCGCGGUCUGAAAUACGUACACUCGGCUGGCGUGGUCCAUCGCGACCUCAAGCCUAGCAACAUCUUGGUCAAUGAGAACUGCGACUUGAAGAUCUGCGACUUUGGCCUGGCGCGUAUCCAGGAUCCCCAAAUGACGGGCUAUGUCUCCACGCGAUACUACCGGGCGCCCGAGAUUAUGCUCACCUGGCAGAAGUACGACGUCGAGGUUGACAUCUGGAGCGCCGGCUGCAUCUUUGCCGAGAUGCUUGAGGGUAAGCCGCUCUUCCCCGGCAAGGACCACGUCAACCAGUUCUCGAUCAUCACGGAGCUCCUGGGGACGCCGCCGGACGAUGUGAUCAACACCAUUGCUAGCGAGAAUACGCUGCGCUUCGUCAAGUCGCUCCCCAGGCGUGAGAGGCAACCGCUUAAAAACAAGUUCAAGAACGCCGAUCCGCCGGCCAUCGACCUUCUGGAGCGCAUGCUCGUCUUCGACCCCAAAAAGCGAAUAACAGCAGCCGAGGCGCUGGCCCACGAGUACCUGGCCCCCUACCACGACCCGACUGACGAGCCGGUCGCCGAGGAGAAAUUUGACUGGAGCUUCAACGACGCCGACCUGCCAGUUGACACAUGGAAGAUCAUGAUGUACUCGGAGAUUUUGGACUACCAUAACGUGGAGGCCGCCAGCGUCGCGGCACAGGAUCCGCAGUUCCUCGCGCAAUAA
Messenger RNA from Parathielavia appendiculata, 1077 nucleotides. RefSeq names its product stress-activated MAP kinase. Gene Ontology annotation, cellular component: nucleus; cytoplasm. The record is from RefSeq and is a predicted model, not a curated record. Gene Ontology annotation, molecular function: ATP binding; MAP kinase activity. NCBI's taxonomy places the organism in Eukaryota, Fungi, Ascomycota, Sordariomycetes, Sordariales, Chaetomiaceae. Bases 1 to 1077 code for a protein of 358 amino acids. Gene Ontology annotation, biological process: stress-activated MAPK cascade; osmosensory signaling pathway; protein phosphorylation. The transcript has 9 exons.